GCGCGCAAGGGCCCCCUUGGCACAGCUGCCUGGUGCCUCCUUGAGGCUCGGGCCGUUCCCCCGUGACUCUUCGCUGGCGGCGUUUUACCCGCCCUCGGCUCCCCCCCUCUCCGGUCUUUGGCGGUGGACCCAAGCGCCCAUGGCAAUCGCCGCCUUGAGCCACCUGCGGGGCGCCGUAGGCAGGCAGCAGCUCUGGAGGCACAGCUACCUAAGCACCCCCUGGGCUCCCCUCUCUUUUGCCCGCCGUAACAGCAGCGAUCGCGGGGGGCGAGGUGAACCGCGCGCUCCCUCCCUGAAGGGAAACUACCGGCAGCUAUGCGAGCGGGCAAACCGGGAGCCCGGCCCUUUCUGGGGGGCUCUGGCACGGGAGACGCUGCAAUGGGACACCCCGCACCACACCGACUGCGAGUGGGAUUUCGCGCAGGGCCGGAUCCGCUGGUUCUUAGGCGGUCGGUUAAAUGUGGCGGUUAACUGUUUGGAUCGACAUGUGCAACGUACACCAGACAAGGUAGCUUUGAUUUGGGAAAAAGAUGAGCCUGGUACUGAAGAAAAAAUAACUUACAGGGAACUUUUGGACAUGACUUGUCGCCUUGCUAAUACCUUAAAGAGAAAUGGCAUAAAAAAGGGAGACCGAGUUGCUAUCUAUAUGUCUGUAUCUCCAAUGGCAGUGGCUGCCAUGUUGGCUUGUGCCAGAAUUGGUGCUGUUCAUACAGUUGUGUUUGCUGGAUUCAGUGCAGAAUCUUUAGCAGGGAGAAUAAAUGAUGCUAAAUGUAAAGCAGUGAUCACUUGUAACCAGGGAAUCAGAGGAGGACGGAUCCUAGAGCUGAAAAGCACCGUGGAUGAAGCUGUAAAGAACUGUUCAAGUGUCAAGUGCGUCUUUGUAGCCCAGAGAACUGACAACAAAAUCCAUACAUGCAGUCAUGAUAUUCUCCUUGAAGAAGAGAUGGCUAAGGAAUCAUUGGUUUGUCCCUCUGAAAUUAUGGAGAGUGAGGAUAUGCUUUUUAUGCUUUACACUUCAGGAAGCACAGGAAAACCCAAAGGAAUUGUUCAUACCCAGGCUGGCUAUCUGCUUUAUGCUGCGGUAACACAUAAGCAUGUUUUUGACUUCAAACAAGAUGACAUUUUUGGUUGUGUAGCAGAUAUUGGUUGGAUCACAGGACACAGCUAUGUUGUCUACGGACCACUUUGCAACGGAAGCACCACAGUUUUGUUCGAAAGUACUCCUGUUUAUCCAGAUCCAGGUCGCUAUUGGGAAACGGUGGAGAGAUUAAAAAUUAACCAAUUUUACUGUGCUCCAACUGCAUUACGUUUGUUGCUGAAGUAUGGUGAGGAAUAUGUGAAGAAAUAUGAUAGAUCUUCUCUUACUACUCUUGGAUCAGUGGGGGAACCAAUAAAUCAUGAAGCUUGGCACUGGUACUACAGUGUGGUAGGAGAGAAAAAGUGUACCCUUGUGGAUACAUGGUGGCAAACAGAAACGGGUGGCAUUUGCAUUGCUCCUCGGCCUUCAGAAGAAGGAGCUGAGAUCAUUCCAGCUAUAGCAAUGCGGCCUUUCUAUGGAAUUACCCCAGUGCUAAUGGAUGAGAAUGGAAAAGUUUUAGAAGGCAAUGAUACCUCGGGUGCUCUCUGCAUUGCACAACCCUGGCCUGGUAUAGCACGGACUAUCUAUGAAGACCAUCAGCGUUUUGUAGAAGCUUAUUUCAAAGCUUACCCAGGAUAUUAUUUCACAGGAGAUGCUGCUUAUAGAACUAAGGAAGGUUAUUAUCAGCUAACAGGGAGAAUGGAUGAUGUCCUAAACAUCAGUGGACACAGACUUGGAACUGCAGAAAUUGAAGAUGCGAUGGAUGAACAUCCUGAAAUUCCAGAAACAGCUGUGAUUAGCUAUCCCCAUGAUAUCAAAGGGGAAGUUGCAUUAGCAUUCAUAGUUUUAAAAGAUGACAUGGCAGAUAAAGAUAUGAUUAUCAAAGAGGUGAAGACAAUAGUUGCCACCAAGAUAGCAAAAUACGCUGUUCCUGAACAUAUUAUGGUAGUGAAACGUCUUCCCAAAACUCGAUCGGGAAAAAUCAUGAGACGAUUGCUACAGAGAAUAGUGACUGAUAAUAGUGAUAUGGGAGAUAUUACCACACUUGAUGAUCCCAGUGUCAUAGAGGAAAUACUUGAAACGUGUAAGAAAUACAAACUUAAGCAUCCUACUCUAUGACGGACUAUUGUAAAGAUGAGUUAUGUUAAAAAGCUGAAGGAACAAAAGAAACUAUUAGAUUUAUUCCUGAUUAAAGAGCUAUACUUAUUCAUGUAAAAUUAUUCAUGUAAAAUUUUUUUCCUGAAAAGAAUGUGUAUUGUAACAGUUUACCUCUUGAGUUUAUACUUUUUCUUUGAAAGCACGGAAAAAUAAUUUUCAAACUGCUGUUUAAGACAUGUUCUUCCUUUGUUAAACAGAGUGUAGAAACUUAAGGAGUAACUUUGCAUUUAGCCUUAAUAUUUUUGCCACCAAUAUAUAAAACUGUCUUUUAAUAUCA
Messenger RNA from Notechis scutatus (mainland tiger snake), 2513 nucleotides. RefSeq names its product acyl-CoA synthetase short chain family member 1 (gene ACSS1). Gene Ontology annotation, cellular component: mitochondrion. Lineage: Eukaryota; Metazoa; Chordata; Lepidosauria; Squamata; Elapidae. The record is from RefSeq and is a predicted model, not a curated record. Gene Ontology annotation, molecular function: AMP binding; acetyl-CoA synthetase activity.